Conger conger (European conger) is the source of this 978-nucleotide messenger RNA. RefSeq names its product olfactory receptor 8D1-like. The record is from RefSeq and is a predicted model, not a curated record. Gene Ontology annotation, molecular function: G protein-coupled receptor activity; olfactory receptor activity. NCBI's taxonomy places the organism in Eukaryota, Metazoa, Chordata, Actinopteri, Anguilliformes, Congridae. Gene Ontology annotation, biological process: G protein-coupled receptor signaling pathway. Gene Ontology annotation, cellular component: membrane. The transcript has a single exon. The coding region runs from base 1 to 978 and encodes 325 amino acids.
AUGUCAAUGGAAACAGCGCAAGACUUGAGUAACCUCACCCGCCCGGUCGGAUUUUACAUCAGAGGUUUCUACGCGCUAAAAAAAGGAGAAUAUUAUUUUAUAUUUCUGGCUGUUGUUUACGUCGUGACACUUGUGUCAAAUGCAAUCUUGAUGUUAAUCAUAUGCUUCACAGAAACCCUCCACACGCCCAAGUACAUGGCCGUGUUCAGCCUGGCUGUGGUGGACAUUUGUCUCAGCUCCGCUCUCAUUCCCCAAGCUAUCCAUAUGUUUAUCUUUGAUUCAAAAUUCGUGUAUUACAACCCUUGCAUAGCACAAAUAUUCUUCGUUCAUUACUUUGCAGCGAUGGAAUCAUUUUCUCUCUGUGUUUUAGCCUACGACAGGGUCAUCGCUAUAUGUUUCCCAUUAAGAUGCAAUGUUAUAAAUACCCACUGUAAAAUGAUGCUGAUUAUUAUUGUGGCAUGGACAAUUCCGUUCAUCAUGUAUGUGACGAUGGCUGCCUUGAUUCUCCCACUGAAGUAUUGUAAAUCGACUAUUGUCAACAGCUUCUUCUGUGAUCACGGACCGGUCUUUAAUAUUGCUUGCGGUGAUUAUUCUAAAAACUGGUUCAUGGCCUUGAGUAACAUUGUAGUCUUUUACUUUGCUCCUUCUGCCUUCAUAGCUGCCUCAUACAUGUUUAUUAUUAACGCCAUUUUGAAGAUUAAAUCGUCAGAGGGAAGGUGGAAAGCGUUUAAAACGUGUUCUUCGCACUUAAUGUUGGUUGCUAUAUGUUUCGUUCCUUUUUACAUGACCUACAUCGUGGCAUGGGUUAAUGUGAACAUUGAUACGGACACCAGAAUUAUUAACACGUCCUUGGCUACCUGUAUUCCUCCACUUAUAAACCCAAUUAUCUACUCUCUGAAAACCGAGGAGAUAUUGGAGCAAAUUAAAAAGUACCUGAAAAUCAGUUUUCCGAAAAUGAAAACUUCUCCCAGCAGUUGA